GAACGACAUGGGGCCGUCUUCUGAAGCCAAGGACUGGAAGGAAAGUGUAGAAAGCGCGGUGAACUAUCUACGGUACACUCCGCUGGACCGGCAGGUUGAAAAACGGGGUGGCGCUCUCUCAUCGGACUGACGGAAGUUUCGUACUUGGAGGGGCUUUUGGUCUCUUCACCGCUGGUCUUGACCCUAACCUUGGCUUUGACGCGGCCAAACAUGGCGCCGACUACCAGCCCUCGGCACGAGAGGUCCUCCGUGAGAUGGCAACCCGAGGAAAGUCCUACGCCAAGAACUUUGCCGCCAUUGGCGCCAUGUUCGCUGGAACUGAAUGUAUUAUUGAGUCUUACCGAGGAGUGAGUGACUGGAAGAAUGGGACCAUGAGUGGCUGUGUCGUUGGAGGGGCCAUCGGGAUGAGAGCUGGAGUAAAACCAGGGAUCCUAGGCUGUGCAGGUUUUGCAGCCUUUUCCUCAGCAAUCGACUACUUCCUCAGAUAGCGACCGCAAUAGUUAUGACUGAAGCUGUUCCAUAACACCAUGAUCGCAUUUUCACACUGCUCCUUUUGUGCAAAGUUGUUUUUGGUAAUUGUAUUAGAAAACGUUGUUGUUAUGCAAAUAUUGUGACUAACAUAAAUGAAAUUAUAUGUUUAUGAAAAAUUCAUACAUGUAUAUGUAAGAAUGAUUAAAUGGUGUAUACUCUCACCUAUAUUAUAAGAGGAGUUGAGGACUUAAAUAUGGAAGCUAUAUGUAGUAGGAGGUAAUGUGUUAGAUGUUAUUAUAUUGUUAUGAUGUUGGUGUCAAUUCUGAUAAGCUAAUACUCAAAGAUUGUGAUGUUAUGAUUAUGUCUAUUUUAUUUUCAUUGAGUUUAUAAGAAGAAAGUUGUUCAAACUUGCUGAUAGCUUAUCUAGGCAGGCUGGUAUACAUUAUUUAUGUGGUAUAUGCACUAAGGUAUUGUUGCUACUAUGUUGCCAUUUGCAGCAAUAAAAAUGAUUAUGACUUUUG
Molecule: messenger RNA, 992 nt
Organism: Branchiostoma floridae (Florida lancelet)
Lineage: Eukaryota; Metazoa; Chordata; Leptocardii; Amphioxiformes; Branchiostomatidae
Product: mitochondrial import inner membrane translocase subunit Tim22-like
Exons: 4
Coding region: 255-488 (77 amino acids)
Biological process (GO): protein insertion into mitochondrial inner membrane
Cellular component (GO): TIM22 mitochondrial import inner membrane insertion complex
Molecular function (GO): transmembrane protein transporter activity
Source: RefSeq, a predicted model, not a curated record